Planococcus citri (citrus mealybug) is the source of this 8078-nucleotide messenger RNA. RefSeq names its product myoblast city (gene mbc). The transcript is spliced from 36 exons. Gene Ontology annotation, molecular function: guanyl-nucleotide exchange factor activity; small GTPase binding. The record is from RefSeq and is a predicted model, not a curated record. Bases 205 to 5982 code for a protein of 1925 amino acids. Lineage: Eukaryota; Metazoa; Arthropoda; Insecta; Hemiptera; Pseudococcidae. Gene Ontology annotation, biological process: cell migration; myoblast fusion; small GTPase-mediated signal transduction. Gene Ontology annotation, cellular component: plasma membrane; cytoplasm.
UUCUUUUUUUGUUUUCGUGUUUUGAUAUAAAAAAUUUUCCAAUUUGCGACGCGAUGUAGUAAUUGAGCAAAUUCGAAUUCCUUUCAUAAAUCAUCAGACGUUCAAGUAAAAAUCGUGAUAAAACAAUUACCCAUAAACCUCAACGAUUCUAGUAUACAAACAAUUCAAACAAACAUGUUCAUUAUUCCAUAAAAAACACUCACAAUGAGGAUGCACCCUUGGAACCCCGUACCAGGGGAAAGAAGUUAUGGCAUUGCCAUACAUAACUAUCAGGAAGUGGGAGAAUUCCGAAUUAAACUCACGGUUGGGGAAUGUGUACGUAUCCUACAGGAAUGCGAAGACUGGUACUACGGUUACGCGACUAAAAACAAGCUGGUUCUUGGUAUAUUUCCCAGAUCUUUCAUCCAUAUCAUGGAUCCUUCGCAUAAAGACACAGCGUGUGGCACUUACACGUACGGUAGUCAAUCAAAUAUUCCUUCCGAAGUUACCUCUGUUUUAAGAGAAUGGGGAGCCAUUUGGAAAAAACUGUAUAUUUCAAACAAUCCGCACUUUAAAACGAUAGAAAAUAAAAUGCACGAACUGAUUAGGUUACGUUGUAAGAUACUUUCUGGUACAUUACCAGUCGAUGAACUCAAAGAGGUGAAAAGACUAGUCACUUGGUAUAUAGAUGUAGGAAAUAAGAUUCUUGGCUUGGAUAUGGUUGUACGUGACGAUCAAGGGAAUAUUCUGAAUCCAGAUAGUACGUCGGUUAUCGAACUCUAUCGACAUCAUGAGAUAGCAACUCAACGGAUAAUGACACCAGCGUGUGAAAUACAAAACAACGUCAGUCAACCAGUUGCCUCACAAUCUCAUACUUAUACGUUUUACUUAUCUGUACGUAAGCUGAUUUGUAAACCGAUGGAAGACAUCGAGUUAUUGAUUACACUGUACGAUCAGAAAUCCUCGAAACCAUUUUCCGAAAACUACGUUAUCAGAUGUACUCGAGAAAUGGUUCAGUCCGAUGCCGACAAAUACCAUAAUUUUAGAGCUUUAUUUAUUGAUUUAGGUAUCCGAGAUUUAAACCUUGAAAAAGUCUAUCUAGUCUGUUAUGUGAUAAGAAACGGAGCUAUGGAAGCUGACACCAAUAAUAAAAAUAAUUCGAAAACUAGCAUCAAUGAUAUGUACUCGGUUAGAAGACCGUACGCGGUCGCUUGUAUGAAUUUAUCACCGUAUUUUAAAAAUGCUAUCGAAUCUGAUGAAGAUAGAAAUCAUUUUUUACCACUAUUGCUUUGUGAAAAAGAUACUCUCGAUAAUACUUUGAAGAAAUGUUUCAAUCAAAGAGAUUUCCCAUUCAAAGAUAAUAGACAAGGAGUCGUAGUGAAUUUCAAACUCUUACAAGCUGAUUUGAAACAAGUACGAGAAGAAAAUCCUCAUCUUGUCUUCGGUAAUAUCGCGGUAGUACGUAAAAUGGGGUUCCCGGAGGUCAUAUUACCCGGAGACGUACGUAACGAUCUCUACUUGACGCUAAUCAACGGCGAAUUCUCCAAAGGAACUAAUAAAUCGUCCGAUAAAAAUAUCGAAGUCGUUGUAACCGUUUGUAACGAAAAAGGUGUUCCGUUACAGGGUGGUAUUAUUUUAGGUUCGGGUAUCGAGCCACAGACUGAAUACCAUUCGGUGGUGUAUUAUCACGAAGAUAAACCUAAAUGGUACGAAACGUUGAGAGUUGUCGUAGCUAUCGAGGAUUUCAAAGGAUGCCAUUUAAAGUUUUUAUUUAAGCAUAGGUAUGUUGCUGAUCAGAAACAGAAAACUAUAACGUUCUUAUCGUCCAAAAAUGAUAGUAAAGAAAAGAACGAGAAACCUUUCGCUAUGGCUUUCGUCAGGCUUAUGCAAGAAAAUGGGACUACGUUGAAGGAUGAAGUACACGAUUUAUUGGUGUACAAGGUUGAUCCAAAGAAAUACGAACCGAUCGAUAUAGUUUAUUUGGAACUGGCGUCGACCAGAACUGAAUUAUUAGAAGGAGCCAGAACAACGAUGCCAGGAUUGACUCUAUGUAAUAAAGAUACAUUUUUCAUUCAAACUAAAGUGUGCUCUACAAAACUUACACAAAAUGUUGAUUUACUCGGAUUGUUGAACUGGACCAGUGAUCCUAGUCGUAUAACUUUGAAUUUAUCAUCGUUAAUGAAAGUAGACGGUGAAGAAGUAGUUAAGUUUUUACAAGAUGUCUUGGAUACCUUGUUUAAUAUCUUGAUGCUGAAUUCCGACUCGAACCACGAUAUAAAAGUGUUCGAGUGUCUACUUUACGUUAUCGAUUUGAUCCUUGAUCGAAAGUACCAGCAUUUUCAACCAGUAUUAGACGUAUACAUUCAAGAAAGUUUUAGCGCCACGUUAGCUUACGAGAAACUCGUUAUCACGUUGGAAGAAUACGUUCGGAAUGUUGCCAACGUUCAAAAUGUUACCAGUUAUGAGAAAGAUAUUAUGAUGAAAAUUAUGAAAUCUUUGACUUACAUCAUGAGGUUCAUCACCCGAUCUAGAUACUUAUUCGCACAAUUGUACGAAGGAAAAGAGUUGGAAAAAUUUGAAGAAUCAAUGACCUCGUUGUUGAGAAGCUUUGCAGACAUGAUGUGCCAUAAAACAGAUGCCUCUUUACUCAUACAAGCCGCGUGUCUUAAAUAUCUUCCUCCUACAAUUCCCGAUAUUUUGACUGUAUUCAGUCCGAUCAAAUUAAGCUCUCUUUUAAUGGAGUUGAUCAAUGGUCUACCACCGAAUCGGUUAACUAAGCAGAAGAUGAUGACCAUUGAUGACAUUAUCCAUAGUCCGCUCUUCCUAAUACCCGAUUGUCGUAGGGUUCUCUUGUCGCAGAUACUCUGCUUGGUGAAACAUUUAUUAGAGAAUUCUGACGAGGGUAUUAUGAGCGCCGAACAUAGACGCAAUAAAUCGAAAUCCGUAGCGAAAAUCGCCAAGGUGUUGGGAGCCAGCGGUUUUGAAAUACAACCGCCCGAUGAAAAUAUAUCGCAACUGGAGUUAUGUAUUAAAAUAUUGAGUGAUGUUAUGGAUCUGUUGUUUAAAUCCGAGUCCAACGCCACGUUCGUCGAUGUGAAAGAAAUCAUGUUGAUCAUUUUACGUACUGUCAUUCAAACAACCAUUCAAAUGGAUAGAGAAAGCUCCUUAGCGGGUAAUUUGGCUUCGAUAAUGAUCUCGAUCUAUCGCCAGAUGUCACCUCAGCAUUUCGAAGCAUACAUCAAUCAUUUCGUAACUAGAUCGGAUUUAUUGGAUUUCCUGAUGGAGAUACUAAUGGUGUUCAAAGAUCUGAUAUCCAGACCGGUAUACCCGACCGAUUGGUGUGAAAUGAUCUUGCUUCAGAAUAGCGUGAUUCUAAAAUCGUUACGAUUCUUUUCGCACACGAUUCGCGAUUUCUUUACACUCGAAUUCGAGUACCAAGUUUGGAAUAAUUUUUUCCACUGCGCCGUAUCGUUUUUAACGCAACCUGCAUUGCAAUUGGAGACAUUUUCGCAUAGCAAGAGAUGGCGUAUUACGACCAGAUACAAAGAUAUGAGAAGAAUUGCCGGCCACGAGAUUCGUAUCAUGUGGUUUAAUCUGGGUACGUUUACUCGUCAAAAUAAAUCAAAAUUCGUUCCUCAUUUGGUGAGCCCGUUCCUCGAAAUGACCCUCAUACCGGAAGAAGAACUGAGGAAGUUGACGAUACCGAUAUUUUUCGACAUGAUGCAGUCUGAGUUUUACUCGUAUCGUGAUAUUCUUGGUGAUAAGAAGGAUACCAACAAGAUUAAAUAUAAUUUUUCCGAGUUCGAGAACGAGAUGAUCGCCAAAUUGGAUAAUCUCGUCGAAGGUGGAAGUGGCGAUGAACAGUACAAGACUUUGUUCCAUACGAUUAUGAUGAAUUUGAGCGAAAAUCAUACCAAUAUGAAAGAACAGGGUGUUAGAUUCGUAUCAGUGGUGACUCGAUUGAUGGAAAGGCUCCUCGAAUACAGACGUAUCAUCAAUGACGAAAGUAAAGAAAACCGUAUGAUUUGCACGGUUAAUUUAUUGGAUUUUUAUAACGAAAUCAACAGAAAAGAGAUGUACAUCCGUUACGUGAAUAAAUUAUGCGCUUUGCACUUGGAAUGUGAGAAUUACACGGAAGCGGCGUAUACGUUGCGAUUACACAGCAAAUUACUAUCGUGGUCGGAUACCGAGUUAUCGCCUUUACUACGAAGUCCCAAGUAUCCGCAUUGCGAGACUCAUCGUCAGCUAAAGGAAGCCCUUUAUCAAGAAAUGAUCGCGUUCUUCGAUAAAGGAAAGAUGUGGGAAUGCGCGGUUUGCAUUUGUAAAGAAUUAGUCAGACAAUACGAAGAAGAAACUUUCGAUUACGAUAAAUUGAGCGCGUUAUUGAAACGAAUGUCGCAAUUCUACGAUUGCAUUGUCCGGCAAGACAGACCAAACCCUGAGUAUUUCAGAGUCGGAUAUUACGGCAAAGGAUUCCCGUCGUUUUUGAGUAAUAAAGUUUUUGUGCAUCGUGGCAAAGAAUAUGACCGGCUGAGCGAUUUCUGCAGUCGUAUGAUGAACCAAUACCCGAAUGCUGAACAGAUGACUAAAUUAACUCCUCCGGGAAAUGAUAUUUUAGAAUCGCCUGGACAACAUUUACAAAUCAAUCACGUCGAACCGAUUAUGGACGAAAGGAAGCAAAAGCUAUUCAAUAAACAAAUCAACGAACGAAUUCUACGUUACCACAGAAAAAACAGUAUUUACAAGUUCCAGUACUCGAGACCGUAUUAUAGUAAAGAUGGAGACGGUGACGACGAUAAUAGCUUUGGUAAUUUAUGGCUCGAACGCACAGUAUUGGAGAUCUCUGCACCAUUACCUGGUAUUCUGCGCUGGUUCCCAGUCGUUGCAUCCGAAACAUACCACAUUAGUCCAUUGAGAAAUGCCAUUGAAACCAUGCAGAAUUCAAAUAAGAAAUUGAGAGAGUUGGUGAUAUCGUACAAAAAUGACGCCACGUUACCUUUGAAUCCUUUGAGUUUAAAAUUGACCGGUAUCGUUGAUGCUGCUGUCAUGGGAGGUGUUAAUAAUUAUGAAAAGGCCUUCUUCAUACCAGAAUACGUAGAAAAGCAUCCGGAAGAUGUUGAUCUCAUUAAUACAUUGAAAGACUUGAUCGCUUCUCAAAUCCCACUACUGGAUAUAGGUAUCCAAAUCCAUGGCCAAAGAGCUCCUCAAUCGCUGGGAGGGUUACAGAAACGUAUGGAGGAACAGUUUAACGAUAUGAAGAUCAGAAUCGAAGAUAAAUACGGCAAAAAGGUGUCCGAUAUUAAAUUCGAAAACAUCAAGUUCAGAAGACGUACCACCACUGGCCAUUCGCUUUCAGCCUAUAAUAACGAAGACAGAUUAUCUCAAGCUAGCAUCGGCUCCGUAGAGGGACGAUCUUUAAGAAGUAUUGUUAGUCUGCCGAGUCCUUUUUCUUCUACUCCCACCCUGUACAGAAGUCACAACACGGCUAAAGCCUCAUUAUCGGCUACCUCGCUAUCCACAAGCUUAGCAAUGUUCGCGGCUCCGGUGUUAUCAAACUCGUCUUCGGUAACACCGACGCAGAAAUUCGGCACGAUCAGUUCGUUAGCGAAACGCGAAAAAAAGGAUAAGAAGAAACGCCGCAAUCGAACCGAGAGUAAAAUAUCCUUGGAAACAGACUCGUACUACUCCAGAGAUAGCGGCUGUUCGGGGAAUAGUCAAUGGUAUACGACUCCUAACAGCGAUGCCGAUUCCAUGUCAUUAUCUUCGUUCAAUAGCAGUAUUCUUCAAACAUCUACUGUCGAUUUACAAGAUACGAGAAGCUUAAAGUUGGGCAGAUCUGAUAGUGAAAAAGGAAAAACAUCUAGACCAUCGAGCGAUUCAUCGCUGACCUUAUUAGAAGCUACCAGUGGUAUGCUGUCGCCUAUGAAUAGAGAUUCGUUCGUGUGUCCUGGAAAGUCCCGAAGAACGACGAUGAGUUUUGACUGGAUGAAUUUUUUGAGAUGACGCAACCAUUUUCAUUUUAUUGCUACGAGUGCUUUCAACAAACGAGUUGAAAAUAUUUUAUUCAUCGACAGGGCGUUCGAACAUUUUAUUCGAAGUGGAAAUGAUUGAAAAAAAAUGGGAGAAAAUUGAUAUCUUUUCUUGGGUUUCAAUUUGAAAUUGAAGUCAUUAGUUCCUAAAUUUAAAUUUAAUAAUACGUACAAGCAUUUUUUUAAAAAAUUGAGUUACCUUUUGGUUCAAAAAUGUUUUUAUUUUGUUGACUUUUUUUCUUUUUGUAUUUUUGAAAUAAGUUUUACUCGUGAUUGUACAGGUAAUUGUAGAUAAUGUUGAAAAAAUUUGUGAAUAGAAAUAUUAAUUGUUUCAUUGAUUAAAAUUGAAAUCAAAUGGUGAGAAUGUUUUUGAAAAUUCGUGCAAUCUUCCCUUCCUCUUCUUUCGCUGGGCUCGUACUAUGUUACUUUUUCAAGUACCUAACUGAGUUACUGAAGUUACUUAUGUAGUAACUUUUGGUUACUUUUUCAAUAUUUUCAUUACUGGAGAUACCUUUUCUUCAAAAUUUUCAAAAAUUAGAUUUUUUUCAAAUCUUAGCCAUACUUUUUGAAGAAAAAAAAAAAAAUUUCAACAAUAUCAACAAAAAAUUCAGAAUUUACCAAAUUAUUCACUUUUUCAAUCUUUUCUUACUGAUUGCGUACACUUUUUUUUUCUCAACGAAGCCCUUUCUUUGAUUGAAAUUGUCGAAGUCUCUUUUUUUUUCUUCCAAAAAUAGCAAAAAGCCUUGGCUUUUUUGCCAAAAAGUUUCAUUUCUGGUCAAAAAAUGCUGAAAGUUUUCGCUUGUUUGCAAAAAAUUUCAAAUGUUUCGCUUCUUUUUCGAAAAUUGUGCAGAAAUAUCGCUUUGUUGUCAAAAAACGUCUUAAACGUCUCGUUUUCUGUCAAUAUUUUCUAACAAGUCAUUCUGGUACCAAAAAGUUGAAAAAAAGCCUCACAUUUUCGACAAACAGGCUCACUUAUUUGACAACCAUCGACAAAAAAAUUGGGGUCAUUUUUUUGUUGGUAAUUUCCAUCAAGUUUUUUUUGCUUUUAGCCAAAAAUUGACAAAAAUUCUCGUUUCUUACAAAAUUUCUGAAAAAUCUUGCUUUUUCUACCUAAACGUUACGGUGCCAAUAAUUACGUAACAGUCUCACUUUUUUGCCAAAAUCAAGUUUCACUUGUUUGCCAAAAAUUUAUAAAACUUGUUGAUUUUUUGAAGAAAAAAAAAUUCCAAAGUUUGAAUAUUUUUUCAAAUUGCUUAAAAGUCUCGCUUUUUUGCCAAAAAUUGCCAGAGAAGCUCUACUUUUUGCUAAAUUGUCAAAACGUUGCUUUCUUGUUAAAUAUUGCGAAAUAGUCUCACUUUUCUGACAAAAAUUUCGCAAUAGUAGGUAUCAUUUUUGACGAAUAAUUGCCCAAAAGUCUAUUUUUUUCAUUUUUAAACGAAAUAUUCUAGUUUUUUUUGUGAUUUUUUUCAAACAUUAAAAAAUUUGGCUCACGUCUUGUGACUUUUUUGGUUACAAAAGUUCUUUUUUUGUUGUUGAAAAAAUCGAGUAUGAGUCCUGCGUUUUUCCUUUAAAAGUAUUUUGAAUUUUUUGAUCGAUGCGAAAAGUCGAAAAGUGAAUUUAAAAUACACUUCAAUUUUCUUACAAAAUUUUCCGAAAACUUUGAUAAAAUUCAGCGAAAAUAAAAUUGCAUUAAACGUAGAUGAAACAAUGUUAAAAGUGAAAUGAAAAUAUGUACUUGAAAAAAAAAAUUAAAAAUGACCAAAAAUAGAUAUCAUUUUAGCGAAAUUUGGUGAGAUGUUGUGAAAACUACACGAAGUAUCGUCACCAAAUUUUAUUGAAAUUUUUUAUCCAUUUUUCUUGCAUUUUGCCAAAUUUUUAUGACCACUUUUAUAAAUGUUUUCAUGCCAUUUUAACAUGUUUUGACAAGGUUUUAUGUACAAGUAAUUUUGUGUAAAUUUUGAUGAAAUUAUUGUCACAGUUCAAAGAAGGUCUUCUCUUUGGCUUUAAAAUAACAAUUUUUAUUUCUGUAUUUCGUUAACUCUCGAAUAAAAUAUUUUUUGUUGCAUUGAA